Strongylus vulgaris is the source of this 498-nucleotide messenger RNA. The record is from the annotation of a GenBank genome assembly. Lineage: Eukaryota; Metazoa; Nematoda; Chromadorea; Rhabditida; Strongylidae.
GCUAUGGGAGCAAAAGGCAGAGGAGUCGUUGAAUACUGGGGCUGUGACCCAAAAGACGUAGAUGUUCUCAUGGGCACAUUCACAAAAAGUUUCGGUGCAUCUGGCGGAUAUAUUGCAGGGUCUAAAAAACUUGUUGAUCAUCUGCGGGUAAACUCUCCUACCGGCUGCUACUCGAGUCCAAUGUCACCCCCAGUCGCACAACAAAUAAUCACAUCAAUGAACAUUAUUAUGGGAAAAGAUGGAACAAAUGACGGUGCUCGUCGUAUCGAAAGACUUGCAAGAAAUUCUCGCUACUUCCGGCUACGAUUAAAACAAAUGGGAUUUAUUGUUUACGGCAGCGACGAUAGUCCAGUAGUUCCAGUCAUGCUCUACUAUCCAGCCAAAUGCGGGUUCUUGACGCUGUUAGCGAGGUUGCAGAUCUAUCGAGCACAAAAUAUUCGAGUAGGAAACACUUAUAUGCGAAUCGGAAGAUUGAAUGGUGAAGAGGUCAAUACCUAA